UAAACUAAUGGCGGGCACUUUUGAUUGACGUGACAAGCUGAGAGAAGUUAGUUUGAUUAUUUUUCGUGAAAAUGAAUGUCCGAGAUGAAAAUGUGGAUGACCUCAGCUAUGAACAGAGGCUGAAGGCGGCAGUGCAUUACACUGUGGUGAGGAUAUGUCGGGAUGUUGGGGAUGACCUGAAUGUCUCCGUCAACAAGCAGGUGAUGGCCUGCAUUGCAGAGACAACAUGGAGACAGUUUGAGACCUACUCUCAUGAUCUGGAGAUGUUUGCAAGGCAUGCCAAGCGCAGCACAGUGUUACCGGAAGAUGUGAAGCUGCUUGUGAGGAAAAGUCCCAAACUGCUGGAACAUAUCCACUCCCUCCACAGACAGCUCACAGCCAACAAGGAGGAGCCCAGCAGGAAGAAGGGAGCCAGGCUGAACAAGAAGAAGUCCGCGGCUGCAGCAGAAUCUAACUUUGAGACCGAUGAGAAUUCCAAUGUAUAGGAUAAUGCGACACCAAUGUGCAGGAUUGACAUUAGUGAUAACAGCGAUGUGUUGGACUGUCAGAACUUGGGCCGUUACGAUUCACUUGCAUUUUCAGUGAAUCGAACCGUAUCCAUUCAUGAAUUGAAUUCGUUAUUCGUGGCCACUAGAAUCGAAUAUUUAUGAAUAUGCAUAAGUGAUUGUGUAGUACUGAUAACACACAACACACAUGUAGGUCUGAUGAAAAUGCUGAUUUCUAGGACUGACAAGAAAGCCAGUGUGUUGAAUGUAUAAUACAAGGGCGGAUCCUGCAUUUUUAACAGGGAGGGGUCCAAAAUAUCAAAAUCCUCUCUCAGUCUGUCAGUUUUAUUGUCUACAACACACUACAAUUUUCAAAGGUGGGGUGUAUGGACCCUCUGGACCCUCCCCUGGACCCGCCUAUGUUAUGAAACAAAUGUAUCAGACUGGUAAAGCGCAUAUGCAGAGCUGUUGAGAAUGCCAGUGCGUUGGAUUUUGUUGGAUUGUUGUUUAAUGCCGCAAUAUUCCAGCUAUAUGAUGCCAGUCUGUAAAUAAUUAAGUCUGGUCCAGAUAAUCCAGUAAUUGACAUCUUGAGCAUCUGUUCACUGCUCAAAGGC
This is a messenger RNA of Haliotis rufescens (red abalone), 1099 nucleotides long. Its product is annotated as centromere protein S-like. The transcript is spliced from 4 exons. Gene Ontology annotation, biological process: resolution of meiotic recombination intermediates; replication fork processing. Gene Ontology annotation, molecular function: chromatin binding; protein heterodimerization activity. Bases 72 to 485 code for a protein of 137 amino acids. The record is from RefSeq and is a predicted model, not a curated record. NCBI's taxonomy places the organism in Eukaryota, Metazoa, Mollusca, Gastropoda, Lepetellida, Haliotidae. Gene Ontology annotation, cellular component: Fanconi anaemia nuclear complex; FANCM-MHF complex.